CAAAGUCUAUAUUAUAAUAAUUUAUCAAUAUAUAAAUAAAUAACAUACCAACUAACAAUUUAUUGAUAUGAUUUUAAAAUUUGACAAAAGUUAUUAUCAGUUCUGAGAUGAAAUUUCGUUUAAAUGUAAUUGAAAAUAAGUUUUGUAGUAUUCACCAAUAAGACUGACAAAUUCCCAGUAUUAAUCAAUUUUCAGAAAAUCUUGUCCAUAAUGUCUGAUAAUGUAGAGCUUCAGCAAUUAGUGGAUGAAGAUGAGAGUGAAGAACCUAAAAGUGAGGAGAACGCAUGGAAAUUCAGCAGUUUUCAUUGCCCUUAUCUGGGAUUGUUACUAGCAACAUUAAGUUCCCUCUUUUUUUCAUUAUGUUCAGUAAUAGUGAAAUUUACAACAGACAUAGAUCCAAUGGCUCUUGCAGCAUAUAGGUAUUUAGGUGUAUUAUUACCAGCUAUUCCUAUUGUGAUAUAUCGUCAGGAAGAAAUUCUGCCUAAGGGAAAAAGAAUAAUACUUUUUUUGAGAUCCUUUACAGGAACAGCGGCUUUGAUGCUGAGCUUUUAUGCUUUUCGCCACAUGCCUUUGGCAGAUGCAUCAGUAAUUGUAUUUUCUGUACCAGUAUUCACAGCAAUUUUUGCUAAAAUGUUUCUUAAAGAACCUUGUGGAAUAUUUAAUAUUUUUUCUGUGAUUUUAACAUUGAUUGGUGUUGUUCUUAUCACUAGACCCACAUCACUUUUUGGAAAUACAGUUGAAUCUUUGGGGAAUUCAAAUGAAAAGACAGAUAUUUGGGUUGGUGUAGCAGCAUUUUCUGCUACUUUAUUUGGUGCAAAUGCUUAUGUGUUGCUUCGAGCUCUCAAGUCCAUACAUUUUUCUGUAAUAAUGACAAAUUUUGGAUCAUUUGCACUGGUUCAGUGUGUAAUGGUGAGUUUUUUUAUCGGUGCCCUAUGUUUACCCCCUUGCGGAUCUGACAGAUACCUUAUUGUAGCUUUGGCAAUUUUCAGUUUUCUUGGGCAGAUAUUGUUAACUCUAGCCUUACAGUUAGAACAAGCUGGUCCAGUGGCCAUAGCUAGAAGUAGCGAUAUUGUUUUUGCUUUCAUAUGGCAGGUAAUGUUUUUCAAUGAGAUUCCUAAUAUGUUUUCAAUAGGUGGGGCCAUUUUAGUCAUGAGUUCAGUUCUUUUGACAGGUUUGAGGAAGUGGAUUCUUUCAUUACCUCACGAUGCUAGUCUUAGGAGGAAACUUUAUGUUUUGACAAAAUAAAGUUGUUCCUUUAGUGUUUUUAUAGUAUUUUUGUUAGAUAUAUUUUUCAGGAAUGAUACAUUCAUUGUAUUGAUUUCAAUUUUCAAUAUUGGUGAAUUCUUGAUACACCAUUUCUAUGUGUUCUAUAGUUUCUUGGAAGUCAGGUGCAGUAUUAUACGUUUUUAUGAAAACUUAAUAUUCUAGUCAUAUUAUACUAAGUCCAAUCUUGCUAAGGUGAAAGGAGCUUCUGAGGGUUUUUCAGAAAUCAUUUUAAUUUGUAAAUGGAAUGUUAUACAAUAUUCCUGUUAUAUAUUUACAAAUAUGUAAUAGUAAUUUUUCAAUCUCAAAUACUGAAUGGAUAUGAAAGAACUUUGCAAUUUCAGUUAUUGAAUAGAGUUCCAUUGUUUCUUGGAAGUCAGGUUCAGUAUUAUACGUUUUUAUGAAAACAUAAUAUUCUAGUCAUAUUAUACUAAGUCCAUAUUGCUAAGGUGAAAAGAGCUUCUGAGGGUUUUUCAGAAAUCAUUUUAUUAUGUAAAUGGAAUGUUAUUCAAUAUUCCUGUUAUAUAUUUACAAAUAUGUAAUAGUAAUUUUUCAAUCUCAAAUACUAAAUGGAUAUGAAAGAACCUUGCAAUUUCAGUUGUUGAAGAGAGGCAUAAAUUAUGAUAUUAUUGGUAAUGCUGCUGAUAUCAACUAUACAAAUUUAAGAUAGAGUUAUUUCAUUUGAUUUUUGAUGAAAUUAAAUUCAGCAAAAAAAAAAUUACAUGGAUUUACUUCACAUGAUAUCUGUGAAUUACCUAUAUUCAUCAACAAUUAAUUUGAAGGUUCUGACUAACAAAUUGAAUAUUGCGACAUAAAGCUUCAAUUUGCAACAUUCAUCUCAUUGAAUGUUUUACUUUGCUUGUGGAUAUUAUAUAUUUCAUGAACAAUUUUUUUUAGAAAUUAUAACAUGGUUUAUUAAAUUACGAUUAUUACACUUCACAACAUCAAACAUAUCAAAUUUCUCUACUUAAAACAGAAUAAUGAUGUAUUAUGUUGUUUAAUUGGUUUUUAGUGGUAUGAUGUAUCCAAACCAGUGUUGAUUUAUUUCAUAACUAGACCGAGUUGGAUAUUAUGUUUUUCCUAUUUAUCUGAUCUAUUUACAACAUAUGAAUACUGUAGGCUAUUCAUAUUAGAAGUACCAUGACCUUAUAAAACAUUCAAGCAUUGUUCAAGUUUAGGCGUGAGGUCAUUUUAUAUUUAAAAUGAAUAUACUAUAUAUUUUAUGUCUGUAAUCUCAACAUACUUUGUUUUCCAAUGAAAAAUUGGUUAAAAUAUUCCCUUUUUCGAAAAGAGAUUUUCAUAUUUAAUUAUAACACUCAACUUUAUAUACAUUUGAAUAGUGGUUCAAGGCCUUGUAUCAUUUUAAAAUUUUAUUGUAUGUUGGAAUAUAAUCUAGUCAUUUGUACCAAUGUGAUAUAAUUUAUUUUUUAUUUAUUUGUGAAAAAUAAAGAUUUUCAGUAAGCUAUAGCUUAAA
Harmonia axyridis is the source of this 2737-nucleotide messenger RNA. Its product is annotated as solute carrier family 35 member G1. Gene Ontology annotation, cellular component: membrane. The record is from RefSeq and is a predicted model, not a curated record. NCBI's taxonomy places the organism in Eukaryota, Metazoa, Arthropoda, Insecta, Coleoptera, Coccinellidae. The transcript is spliced from 2 exons. Bases 211 to 1245 code for a protein of 344 amino acids.